Messenger RNA from Cetraspora pellucida, 172 nucleotides. The record is from the annotation of a GenBank genome assembly. NCBI's taxonomy places the organism in Eukaryota, Fungi, Glomeromycota, Glomeromycetes, Diversisporales, Gigasporaceae.
AUGUCUAAAAUAGAUAGUAAUUUUCUUAAAUAUUAUAGUGAUAAAGAAGAUUUAUACAAUCAAAUUGAACAAGAAUUUGAUGAUGAAAUAGAAGAAAAUAGUAAUAUCUAUAAUGAUAAUGAAAAAAAUCUAAAUGAAGAUGAUCAAGUUAAUAAAUUGCCUAUAGAAGAUA